AUGGCUGAAACAGAAGUAAAUCCUCUUCUAUCGACUGCGCGGGCAACCGACACCAGUCCCACCGUACAGUUACAUCCUCUCGUCCUCCUCAAUAUAUCCGAUUAUUUGACGCGGCAUACUCUUCGAAAACUCAACGUGCCUAUUAUCGGAGCUAUUUUAGGUCAGCAAAAUGGUCGGGAGGUCACUAUGGAAGUGGCAUUCGAGUGUAAGGUGCUUGAUCAAGGGGACCAGUGGAUAGUCGAUGACGACUGGUUUCGAACACGACUAGAGCAGUACAAGGACGUGUAUAAAGUACCCGCCCUAGACUUCGUUGGAUGGUACAGCAUUGGACAGACAACCGGCCCCGAGACUCAUCACCUUCUAAUCCAGGAAUACUUCCAGACACACAACGAAUCCGCAAUAUUCCUACUCUUUCAACCCAAUGUAGUGGCCAAUAUGGCUAGCGGGAAGCUCCCCCUCGCCCUUUUUGAGCCAGUCACAGAAGGAGUUGGCCCCGCGGACGUAUCUUCCAUGGAAUUGGACGGCCCUCUGACCAAGUCUCUAAAGCUACGUGAGCUGAAUUACACGGUAGAAACUGGUGAAGCAGAGAUGAUCAGCGUUGACUUUGUGGCGAGAGGAGGUGGUAAUGCGACUGCUAUAGAUGGCACCAAGCCACAACAAGUAGAGAAGAGCCCAAACGAAGCCGAUAGCUCCACCAAGGGCAAGGGUAGAGCGAAGACAGACGAAACACCAACAUCAUACACCACUGAAGAGUAUAAUCUAUCCGCCGAAGAUGAAGAGCUGUCAUCCUCAAUAAUCGCAAAGAGCAAUGCUAUUCGCAUGUUACACAAGCGCAUCAACCUCAUACAAAAGAUCCUCGCCAAAACACCCACAUCAUAUCUUACCGACUCAACACAACCUAUAAUCGCAAAUGCCCCUUCGCAAACGCAGGACCAGAUCAUACUCCGUUCAAUAUCAGCACUAUUGGCUCGCCUGCUCAUCCUCGCUCCACCAGACACCGCCACGUUCCAACAAGAGUCCGCUGAGGCUAAAUCAGAUGUAGCGCUCACAGGGCUGUUAUCAAGCAUGCUAGCAUCGGUUCAAGCAGCUAAGGAAAUGGGUCGCAAAUACGGCGUGGUCGAGGGUGUAAAACAAACAGCGCAAGCACGAAAAGGUGGCCUAGCGGGUCAGAGCACAUUCAUGGACACCAUGCUAUCUGAAGGAGGUUCCGGGUCAGGCGAUCUCUACGGUGGUAGUGGAGGGGGUAGGCGAGGCAAAAAUACCUUUGGGGAGGGGGGUUAUGUCUGA
Messenger RNA from Pseudovirgaria hyperparasitica, 1287 nucleotides. RefSeq lists its product as uncharacterized. The transcript has 2 exons. Gene Ontology annotation, cellular component: COP9 signalosome. The coding region runs from base 1 to 1287 and encodes 428 amino acids. Lineage: Eukaryota; Fungi; Ascomycota; Dothideomycetes; Acrospermales; Acrospermaceae. Gene Ontology annotation, biological process: protein deneddylation. Gene Ontology annotation, molecular function: metallopeptidase activity; protein binding. The record is from RefSeq and is a predicted model, not a curated record.